Acaulospora morrowiae is the source of this 489-nucleotide messenger RNA. NCBI's taxonomy places the organism in Eukaryota, Fungi, Glomeromycota, Glomeromycetes, Diversisporales, Acaulosporaceae. The record is from the annotation of a GenBank genome assembly.
GAGACCAUCGAUAAGGCAUAUCGUCGUGCUGCCAUAAAAUUUCAUCCUGACAAGAACCGCGCAAACGCAGAGGCAGCUACCAAGAAAUUUCAUCAAUUAUCAAAGGCAUAUGAAACAUUAUCUGAUCCUAUUAAAAAACUGAAUUAUGAUAAUACCCAUAAGGCUCGUCUUGCAGUCAAAAAAAGAUAUGAAGCUUUGAAUGCAAAAAGAAAGGCCAUGAAAGAGGAACUUGAGGAAGGCGAAAAAAUUGCGAAACAAGCAAGAAAUUCAGUCUUUACCGAGGAAUCUAGGCAAGCAAAGAUCGAACUUUCAAAAUCUACCAUAAUUCCUUCGUCCUCAUCUCCUUCUGCUCCACCCAUAUAUAAGAAGCCGAAUUUUAAUGCUAGCGAUUUUGAAUUGAGGGUUCUGAAUAAAAUGAAGGAAAGAGAAAAAUUGGAUAAAGAAUUACAUGAAAGAGAGUUAUCUGGGAUGAGACAAGAGGAACUUUGA